UUUCGGCCAUUUCUUAAACUGUUGUCGACCUGGAAAGACGGUGAUCGCGGAUAUGACGUAUAAUCUUCCAGGAUAUAUGUGAAUUGUUUUACAUCCUUGGUGAACUAAGCGGAUCAAAUCGGGUUUAAUUAAAUAAGGACAAUGGAUAUUUUGUUAACGAUAUUAGCAGUAUUAUUGAGUGUUUGUAAUUUUAUCAGCGCAGAAGGUUCCAAUAAGAAAGUGUUCUGUUACUAUAGUAGUUCAGCAAACGGUCGACCCAGUGUGGGUAAAUUCUGGCCAGAGCACAUAGAUGCCUUUCUAUGUACUCAUAUAAUCUUUGCAUUUGUGGAUAUCACGAAAGAUGGCAGAGAUUUGAAACCAAAUAACUGGAAUGAUUUGGGACCAGAAGGUCUUUAUGCUCGAACAAUUCGUCUGAAAGAGAAAAAUCCAGACCUCAAGGUUUUAUUGGCCGUGGGCGGCUGGAAGAUUGGAUCUAAACCAUUUCUUCCAAUGAUAAAGGAUGAAAGUACGUGGACAGUUUGGGUCAAAAAUGCAGUAAAAUACCUCAGAAAAUAUGGAUUUGAUGGUAUGGAUAUGGAUUGGGAAUUCCCUGGAACACGUGGAAGUGGUGAAGAGGAUAAAUAUAAAUUUACAAAAUAUAUGAAGUGUAUUUACGAUUCGUUCGCAGAAGAAGCUGAAGCAUCAGGGAGAGAGCGAAUGCUUCUAACUUUAGCUACAGCUUCUAGUGAGUUUUACAUCAGUAAAUCAUAUGAACCAGAUCAAAUUUACAAAUAUAUAGAUUAUAUGUUAUUGAUGACGUAUAAUUAUCAUGGAUCAGGUUGGGAGAAGUUUACAGGUCACCACAGCCCCUUGUUACCACAUCCUUCAGAUCCAGAAGGUGAACAGCAAGAAUUACAUCAGCAAUGGUCAAUAUCGUAUUGGCUGCGAACUGGUGUACCCAAAGAGAAGUUGAUUGUAGGAUUGCCGACGUAUGGUUUGGGAUUUAAGUUACUAGAUUCAGCAAAGCAUGGUAUUAGACAGGCCGCUGAUGGAGGAAACACUAAGGGAAGAUAUACAGAAGAAUCAGGAAUAUUGUCUUUAUAUGAGAUAUGUGAGAAGAUCCAGGAUGAAGGUUGGAAGGUUGAAUGGAUCGAUGAACAGAAAGUACCAUAUUGUCAUGGUGGUGGUGAAUGGGUUGGUUUUGAAUCACCAGACAGUAUUGCUAUAAAGGUCAGUUAUCACAUGAUGAUUUGUUAUAGUAUUGAUCAAAUUAAAUUACACAACGUGAAAUGCUAA
Messenger RNA from Patella vulgata (common limpet), 1275 nucleotides. Its product is annotated as acidic mammalian chitinase. Gene Ontology annotation, biological process: chitin catabolic process; carbohydrate metabolic process. The record is from RefSeq and is a predicted model, not a curated record. The transcript has 9 exons. Lineage: Eukaryota; Metazoa; Mollusca; Gastropoda; Patellidae. Bases 142 to 1275 code for a protein of 377 amino acids. Gene Ontology annotation, cellular component: extracellular region. Gene Ontology annotation, molecular function: chitin binding; chitinase activity.